Messenger RNA from Loxodonta africana (African savanna elephant), 4029 nucleotides. It is a transcript of the gene SLC17A4, whose product is annotated as solute carrier family 17 member 4. Bases 168 to 1661 code for a protein of 497 amino acids. NCBI's taxonomy places the organism in Eukaryota, Metazoa, Chordata, Mammalia, Proboscidea, Elephantidae. Gene Ontology annotation, molecular function: transmembrane transporter activity. The record is from RefSeq and is a predicted model, not a curated record. Gene Ontology annotation, cellular component: plasma membrane. The transcript is spliced from 11 exons. Gene Ontology annotation, biological process: monoatomic anion transport; transmembrane transport.
UCCUGGACCCUAAGCACUCUCCCCACCAAACAGCAUUUCCUCCAAAUUCUUAAGAAAAGAAUUGGGACUGUAUCGUAUGAGAUAUGGGACUAUUUCUUUCUGUAUUUUCUUCCUUUUGUGUUUUAUUUUAGUAGAUAAAUGCCAGUUCCUGGGAAGAGAGAACCAAAAUGUCUACUGCAGCAGAAGCCAAUGUUGCAGAGAAAGAAAUUUCCAAUGAUGGUUAUUUACACAUGGCUCAAGUGCAAACCUCCAGGAAAGGAUUUUGUUCUGUCCGUUAUGGGUUGGCCAUCAUUUUGCUACUCUGUAAUUUUACAAUUUUCGCCCAACAAAUGAACUUGAGCAUUGCCAUGCCAGCUAUGGUGAACAACACAGCCCCACCCAGCCACCCCAAUGCCUCCACAGAAAGGCCCACCACUGACUCCCAGGACUACUGGAUUGAAACUCUAAAAGAAUUCAAGGCAGUGGCCCCUGUGUAUGACUGGAGUCCUGAAAUUCAGGGAAUCAUCCUCAGCUCCCUCAACUAUGGCUCCUUCUUAGCUCCAAUCCCUACUGGCUACAUGGCUGGAAUAUUUGGAGCCAGGAGUGUGGUUGGUGCUGGCUUGUUCAUUUCCUCAGUCCUGACUCUGUUCAUUCCACUGGCAGCAACUACUGGAGUGACGUUGCUCAUUGUCAUUCGGGUUGUGCAAGGCAUAGCACAGGUUAUGGUAACGACAGGUUAUUAUUCAAUUUGGGUCAAAUGGGCUCCUCCACUUGAAAGGAGUCAACUCACCAGCAUUGCUGCAUCAGGGGCACCGUUGGGAUCCUUCAUCGUCUUCGCUGUUGGUGGUCUCCUCUGCCAGACCAUAGGAUGGCCUUAUAUCUUCUAUAUCUUUGGUGGAAUUGGCUGUGUCUGCUGUCUUCUCUGGUUCCCUUUUGUUUAUGAUGACCCCAUGAAUCAUCCCUUUAUCAGCACUGAUGAGAAGGAAUACAUCGUUUGUGAACUGACCCAACAGGAUUGUUCUCCAGGCUGGUCUCUUCCCAUUAAGGCUAUGAUCAAAUCCUUACCACUUUGGGCCAUUUUAGUCUCUCAUUUCUGUCAGUCCUGGCCUUUUUAUAUCAUGACGGCGUACACACCAACGUACAUCAACUCUGUACUUCAAGCUAACCUCAGAGAUAGUGGGAUCUUGUCUGCCCUACCAUUCAUAUCUGGCUUCAUCUGCAUUAUUCUCGGAGGUCUAUUGGCAGAUUUUCUCCUUUCCAGAAAAAUUCUCAGACUCAUCACCAUAAGGAAACUCUUCACUGCCAUAGGAGUUCUUCUCCCGUCUGUGCUCAUGGUGUCCCUGUACUGGGUCAGAUCCAGCGUCACCAUCACUGUGACCUUACUAGUGCUCUCUCCUGGCUUCAGCAGCCUCUGUGACUCAGGAGCCCUUAUUAACAUCUUGGAUAUUGCUCCUCAAUACACAGGCUUUCUCAAGGGACUAUCGAAAGUCUUUGCACAAAUAGCUGGUGCCAUCUCUCCCACCGCUGCUGGAUUUUUCAUCAGUCAGGAUGCAGAGUUGGGUUGGAGAAAUAUCUUCUUGCUUUCUGCUACCAUCAACGUAUUGGGCCUGGCCUUCUACCUCAUCUUCGGCCAAGCAGAAAUCCAGGACUGGGCUAAAGAGCAGACAGUCACCCACUUCUGAGCUAACGGAGUGAUGCAUUAGUUCCAGAUGAUUACUGGUUCCUUGUUUUCCCUCAUGGAUUCCUCUUCUGUGCCUGCUUGAGUGAUUAGACAUUCAAUAUUAAUUGAUUUUGUUUCCAGUGUCUUCUCAGAGACCUUGGCUAUUGUAACGCUGAAGACUCUGCCUGGAGAUUUUACAGGGAAAUAAAAGGCUACUUAUUGAACUCAGAGCUCCUGAAGUUAUAGGCGUGUCUGAAUUUCUCCACGUUCUUCACUCCUUCCACUGUUAUCCUGGUAAAAGUAUCAUGAUUUGGAGGAGAAUUUCUCACCAAAGCAAAAGAAGAAACCGGAAUCAAGGGAGUGAAAACUGACAGUCAUAACGGGAGUUGUGUGUGUCCAAACACCCAGAAGAUGAACCUGUGGGGCUGCCAUGAAAAAGAAAUCCUGAAACUAUAGAAACCUUUAUGCAUAUAACUCGCAUCCUGGGCCAGGAGGCCACAGCAGUCAAAGUCGCCGUAGCAUCAACUGGGGAAGAAUAUAGGGUCACUUUAAAGCUUGGCAUGGGCAAAAUGCCUGGUUGAAAAAUGCCAAGGAGGAGAAGAUAAUAAAGACAGAAUUCAUUAAAACGAGAAGGAACAUCCUGUAACUGACGUGGGGGAGCAAAGCAGACUAUAUCUGACAACUAUGUAUUGCUUUCUAUGGUUCCUAGCUUUGGAAUCACAUCUUUCUCUCUGAUAUCUUUAGGGAUUGGAAACUUUCUGGAGUCCAUCCUUUCACAGUGGCCUCCUGUUAUGGCUGUAUUGAUCUCUGCCCAACACCUGGCUUGUGGAUCUGUGCUGAGCUCCUGCACUUUUGUAAAAGGACACUGCCCUGUUUCUCUUCUAUCCCCUCAAGCAUUUGUUUAUGCUGUCACUUCUGCUUUGUAUGCCCUUCUUCUGCUCCUCUGACUUUGGAAUCCUACCCACUAUAAAGUGAGCCUCAUUCAAAGUUCACCCCUUUUACCUACCAGGUCGUUCUAAAUUAUAUGCAAGGCCCAUGUUGCUGUGACUUCACAGCAAAAGUUAAGAGAUUGUACAUGGUGUGUCUUCUUUCACUGACCUCCUGUAUGGGCAGCAUGGGGACCAGUAAGGGGAGAAGAAACAUUCAAGCAUUAAAGUGAAUACUAAUGAACACAUACCAUGGGGCAAGGCAGAGACCAAGUCAAAUAUAGCCUUCAGGGAGCUCAACAUCUUGAUAGGGCAGAUGAUUUUAAUUAACGUAUCACAGAAAUGAAUGACAACUGUGGAAAAUGAAAUGGCUUGUGGUCUACCAGGCUAUGAGAGUGAAUGAUAAUGGCAUAUGCACAGGACUGAGGGUUGAGGGAGGACACCAUUCAGAGUUUCAGUGGACCUGUAUCUGAAGGACAACUGUUGACUGGUUCAGGAGGCAGAUGGGGAGAACAUUCUAGUAAGAGGGAACAGCAAAAGUAAAUGUCCAAUGGCAAGAAGGAGCAAACAGGUGUGGGUAGAACACAGAAAGUGAGGUCAGUAUGUUUUUUGAGGAGGAUAGAGAAGCAUUUAAUGGCAAGAGCACAUAUAGCCCUGUGGCCCCGGUGAGCUCAUCUGUAUUUUCUUAAAAGCAAUGAGUAGUGUUUUAGUGGGAGAAGGUCUAAUCAGGGUUGUAUUUUCCAAAGGUUGCCCUUGCUGCAUGAGAGGAAUAGGAAUAGGAGGUGACUGUGUAGUCCAGCAGAGAGGGAUGACCCCUGGUAUGAGGACGUAGGGGUGGCGAGAGAUGGUUGCAUCAUUUGAUUUAGGAGAUAAACCUGACAAGACUCUGAUACAAAGUGAGUCAGUAGGAGAUGUUCAGGGCCGGAACUCAAUAUUGUGGCUUCUGAACCAGUGAGUGCUCUUUCUCCUGUCCAUGCUCCAUCUCUGUAAGAAUCCUCUUCAAAACAAAAACCAAAAACACAAACUCAUUGCCACAGAGUCGAUUCUGACUCACAGCAGAAUUUAAAUGCGUCAUUGGCUCUUAUCUGUAGAGCCUUAAGGAGGAGUUGUGAAGAAAUACUUUAAAUACACAAACACAUUAAAAAGUCAAGAUCACUGGGAAGACUUUAGAAGGUUUGUAAACCAGGAAGUAACAUGAUUAUAUUUACAUUUUAAACCUUCUGCUUCCUAUGUGGGGGACUGAAGGAGAGAGAGUAGAAACAGUGGGACCAACUUGGGGGUCUAUGUUAUUUACCCAGGUGAUAGAUGAUUGUGUUAGGAAUGUAGGAAAUGAAAAAUAAUGGUAUUUGGGGAAAGGUUGGAAGGUACAACUCACAGAACAUGCUGGUGAAAUGAAUGGUGAGUCCUGAGGGAAAUUAUAAAAUCAAAGAGAACUCCAAGAUUUGUGGUCAGAUUAGCUGGAGG